UUCGAGCUCGUGAAUACUGAUUGCACUUAGGAAAUGAUCUGUGAUUUGUUCAUAGAUGAGGAGGGAGUCUACAAGCCUGUACCGGCACCGAAAUCGGCACCGACCACUCAGAAUAAUAACAACCAAAGCUUGCAACAACAGGAACCGAGGGCGGUUGGCCUAGAGGGUAACGUGGCCGGGCUGGAAUCGAAGCAGAACCGGGUUCGAGAUUCCGGGCACAAUAUUGCACCGGAAUACAGGAUGCCACCGCUCUACGGGGAAGAGCAGAGCUCGAAUCAGACUCAGCAGGCCAGCUUGCAGACUCACAGCAGCAAAUUUCCGAGUGCUCAAAUGCAAGACGUGAGGCAGGAGAAUCAGUCGAGGAGUUACCAGCCACCCGAGCCCUACGCGUCGACGUCGUCAGCGCCGAGGACGUCGUCGAGGGCCGUCGACGAGGAGAAGAGCAAGUCGAUCACCAGAACUUAUCACACGAUCAAAGACAUGAUUUCAAGCCGUUUCGGAGGUCAGGGCCGCAAAGAUGUGGAACAAGAGCCUCCAGAAGCGAGUUUGAACAACGUCGCAGAUGAGUCCAGGAAGAAUUCCAGUAGAAGCGUCGACGAAGAAGAUUCCACCAAGAAGAAGGAGGGAAUCUAUGGGAAACCUAGAGCACAAGAUCCUCCCCCCAUUAAUGUGCAACAAUAUCCGAAGAACACUUGUGGCCAGUACGGGCACUCGUACAGCUACCUGGGUGGUCAGCAGCCGAACGUGCCGCUGCCUGGGCAACUCCAACCGAGUUUGCCAGGUCAGGGUGCUCAACUGCACGUGACGCACCACGCGCCACCCGGAGGGGUGCAGACGGUCCACCAAACGCAAGUACCAAAUUUCGGGCAAUCCGCGACAGGCACUGGUACAAAUGUUGGCAACCAGCAACAGCAGGUGCAGAACGUGGGAAGAGAGUACGUCGUCCAGGCUUCAGGGAUAUCUGGCCAGCAGCUUCAUCAAGGACUUCAUCAGAAUCAGAAUACGCAAAUGCAGAAGAGUCACGGUUUGACAACGAUGCAACAGCAUCAAGCAAACGCGAUGCAGUCGUCGAACCAAAACUUCCAAAGUCCCCAGCAGCUGCUGCACCAGAAUCAGACGCACCACCAAAGCCCAAGGUUCACCCAACAGCACGCUCAGAAUAUGCAGAGGCAACUGAUGCAGCAGAUGCAUCAGCAGCAGCAACAGUUGGUUGGUCAGAACGCGCAGAGGAACGUGCCACAGAGUUUCUACUCGAGCAGCGUGUCAUACCAGCAGUACCAGCAAGCCAGGCAGGCGAUGUCCAGAUCUCAGAUCGACCUCCCGAGCACCUCGAGACAAGCCCAAGAGCUCAGACUGUCUGGACAGGAGGUCUACUACCAUUACGCCCAGGGCAGGCCCAGGUACGGGGUGCCGCAGCUUUACAUGAAGAACGAGGGGGCCAGUCAGGAAACGGAGUUCCAGAGGAGGAACUCGGCUAAGGGGAUCGAGAAGGCUGCAUCACAACCGCAAUUGUGUUACGAGGAUGAGACGGUCAAUGAGCAGUCGAGGAACGUGGAUGGCGUAAAAGGAAUCACGGUGGAUCCUUUGGACAAGGAAAGGUAUGCAGAAUUUAAUGGGGACGGUUCGAAGAGAGUGGAGGGUCAGUACACGAAGGAUGGGAUUAAAUCUGAUGCGAGGAAAGACGAAUUGGAGCACGGGAUGAGUCGAUUAAAAAUUCAAAACCAAGGUUCGGGUUCGGACUAUGACAAAACUGGUCAGAGUUCAUCCAACGUCGACUCUGGCAGAGGUUCUGCUGUAUAUUCUAGCGGGAGGCGGCCACCGCCGGAGGACCAGACUCACCCCCCAGUGCAAGAUUCAGAAUGGGUUGACAUAGUGGAGACGGAGCUGAGAAGUAUCCUGGAGCCGAGAGACGUGCCAGCGAUGGCGCAUUCCACCCUCUCGGAGAGCGUGUCGUCGGUCACGCCGCCCCUACCGCCGCUUUCGCCCCACGAGAGUCCCAGAACACCGAGAAAUCGAUACUCGGCUAGCUUACCGUACGGAUCGAAACCAAAUUACACCGAUUACGGGAAGGCGAUGGACAAGAGAGGGUUCUCCGGCAGUUCGAAGCAUCGCGGCCCGUCGAGUUCCAAGAAGGAAGCCGCGAAGAAGUUCUCUCAUCUUUUCGGCGUCGAGGCUGCCGAUCUCACGUCGACCACCACCGGUCUCGAUCUGGACUCCAUGUUGGACAGGAGCGAUUCAGAUUUGAGCACGAACGACGCGAGGACCAUUAGAAAACAGCUCGAGGGCUUAGAAAAUAUGUACAGCGAG
Molecule: messenger RNA, 2307 nt
Organism: Ceratina calcarata
Lineage: Eukaryota; Metazoa; Arthropoda; Insecta; Hymenoptera; Apidae
Exons: 10
Source: RefSeq, a predicted model, not a curated record